AUGGCGACCGAAGGCACAGCAACUCCCCAGCCCGCAGCGCCCGUUCCGGAACCCGCCGCUGGCCAGGAUGCCGCCGCUUCUCGCGAACAAGAUAUCAACCCGUGGUCUGUCGAAGGUGGCCAGGACGAAUCUGGACAGGUCGUUGCGAUUGAUUAUAUCAAUCUGAAGUGGAACACUCAACUUAUCGACGACAAGAUCCUCGAGCGCUUCGAGCGCCUAACCGGCAAGAAACCCCACCGCUGGCUUCGUCGCGGCCUCUUCUUCAGCCACCGCGAUUUCGACAAGAUCCUCGACAAGUAUGAAAAGGGCGAGCCCUUCUUCCUCUAUACGGGUCGUGGCCCAAGUUCCGGCAGCUUGCACCUGGGACACACCAUCCCUCUGCAAUUCACGCGCUGGUUGCAGGAGGUGUUCGACGUACCCCUCGUAUUCAUGUUGACGGACGACGAAAAGGCCCUGUUCAAGGACUCUCUCACUUUUGAAGAGACGUACAAAUACGGUCUGGAAAACGCAAAGGAUCUUAUCGCCCUCGGAUUCGACGUCAAGAAGACCUUCAUCUUCAGCGAUCUCAAAUACGUCUCCAACCAUAUCCUCAUGAACGCCUGGGAAUUCUCCAAGCUCGUCACCUACAACCAGGUUCGUGGCGCCUUCGGUUUCAACGAGAGCACCAAUAUUGGAAAGAUCUUCUUCCCUUCCGUCCAGUGCGUCGCUGCUUUUGCGACGUCCUACCCCGAGCUCUGGACCGAUGAGCCCCUCCAGGAGCGCACAAAGGAGAUCGCCAGCAUCCAAUGUCUCAUUCCCAUGGGCAUUGACCAAGAUCCUUACUUCCGUCUCCUAAGAGACAACGCUUCGAGGAUGAAGAACCCUUCGCCCAAGCCGGCGUUGAUUCACUCCAAGUUCUUGACGGCGCUACAGGGGCCUGGAGGAAAAAUGUCUUCCUCGAACCCCAACUCCGCCAUUUUCAUGACUGAUACUCCCAAGCAAAUUAAGACCAAGAUCAACAAGUACGCCUUCAGCGGCGGCCAAGAAACCCUCGAGCUCCACCGCGAACUCGGCGGCAACCCCGACGUUGACGUAUCUUACAUCUACCUCACCUACUUCGAGGACGACGACGAGAAGCUCAAGGAAGUCUACGACACCUACAAGAAGGGAGAGCUCCUAACCGGUGAGUUGAAGAAGAUGGCCAUCGAGCUCCUCCAGCAGUACGUUGCCGAGUUCCAGGAGAAGAGGAAGGAUGUCACCGACGAGGUGCUUGACGAGUUUAUGAGGCCUAGGAAAUUAGAGUCCAAGGGGAAUACGCAGCUUCAGGCUAAGCUGGCCAACUUGGCUUUGAGGCAGCAGAAGAAGAAGAAAUAG
This is a messenger RNA of Scedosporium apiospermum, 1353 nucleotides long. RefSeq names its product Tryptophan--tRNA ligase, cytoplasmic. Gene Ontology annotation, cellular component: cytoplasm. Gene Ontology annotation, biological process: tryptophanyl-tRNA aminoacylation. The coding region runs from base 1 to 1353 and encodes 450 amino acids. The record is from RefSeq and is a predicted model, not a curated record. The transcript is spliced from 3 exons. Gene Ontology annotation, molecular function: ATP binding; tryptophan-tRNA ligase activity. NCBI's taxonomy places the organism in Eukaryota, Fungi, Ascomycota, Sordariomycetes, Microascales, Microascaceae.